Symbiodinium necroappetens is the source of this 2429-nucleotide messenger RNA. The record is from the annotation of a GenBank genome assembly. Lineage: Eukaryota; Dinophyceae; Suessiales; Symbiodiniaceae.
AUGAUGUUCUGGAAAGUUGUGGCCGGCCUGUCAUUGAGUUUCGUGGCAGAAGCCGGCCAACUCAAUGCCGUUUCAAUAUCAGCCAUUGGUACAGACGGCCAGCCUGUCAUCUCCGGCUCUCCACUGCAAGCCAUUGACAUUGGCUUUCAGACUGUGAGCGCCGGAACUACAGAGGCCACCAUUGUUUUGCCAUCAGGGUUGAUUACGGUUAGUGGCAGUGACGCAGUCAACUUGACUUUCACAUCAGCUGGUGGCACAACGGUAACUUACACGACUACCACGGUGACCACGACUACGUACGAUUCGGACACAUCUGAUGCGAACGAAACAACUACUUCGACCACCCUGGUGCGACGCUUGGAAGCUCGUGGCCCGCGAAGGUUGGCCGGCACUUGUGAUGUGACGGGUGCCAGCAUCGCGUCCGAUGGUUUGAGUAUGACUCUGUUCCUCGAGGAUGCCUCAAGCCCAGGAAAUCCGUGUCCGGCAGGAUCAACGGUCUCCACGUCAGUCACAGCGGAUAGUGGUUUGCAGGCGUCUUUCAACAAUGCCCCUGCUGGGUCCAUCAGCUUUUCGGUGUCAUCGAACGUUGACCAGGUGACGGUGCCGGUUGUGCUCAGUCAAGACGGGAACGGAGGCUUCAGCGUGUCUGUGGUUGGAGACCCUAUCACGUGGUAUGGCGGCAAGAAGAUUAAGUUCUGGUUCCCCAACUACAAGCUCAUGCCAAUGCUGCAGACGCCCGAGAUGACUAUUUGGGCUAGCACUUUCGAGGGUCCGACCUUGGACUACCAGUGGUUCGAGCGCUUCGUUGUUACCACGCCAGGUGGUACUGAGCUCGUCGACAUCAAAGUCCGUCAUUCGGAUCCGGGCAUGAACAGGAGCCAUUUCAACCGAGGUGACUUCAGGCAGUUGGAUAUACGACUCCAGGGCGGCAGGAGCUUGCGUCGACAUUCCCAGAAGUUGUUCGGAUCUGCUGACGGGAAAGUGAAGAUCGGGGUGGGCGCUCGUGUCUACCAUCCUCCGCGAGUCCACUUCACUCCUUUGGUGGAAUUUGUGAUGGUCGAGAGCGACUCGAUUUCUUUCAUGGUCCAUGCCUCCCACGCUGGAGCAGAGUUCCCAGACGACAUCGGCAAGCAGGUCAAGUACACACACCUGGACUGGAUAAACCUGGAAAUGGUGCAGGCCAAGCGCUUUAAAGGUGUUCUUCCGCAGCUUUGGGGAACCAUCCCACGGACUCCAGAGGUUGAGGAGAUGCUUGUUGCGCCAAGCAAGCGCAGCCAGCAUGAGCUGAAGGAACCAACGAAGAUGUACCUUAGCCGUAUCAGGCCCAUGGCUUUCAAAGCAAAGCAGCCGUUGCAGUAUGCAUUUCAUUGUGAGUUCUCGCAGGUGGAAAUGGAGGAUCACGGCCACGGCCAGCAGGAGGAUGCGCUGGAUGGGUUUCCCGUGGAGGGAUUUCUCCGUUUCUUCCGCGAGCAGAGGACAGAGCUCAUACGGCAGUCAGGGCUGCAUCUCUUAGCGCCGAACCGCGCGAGAUUGAGCUCGGCGGCAGCCGCGGCUUGGAAGAAGCUGGGCCUGGACCGGCAGCAUCAGUACCAGAAGGAGGCGCUGGAGGUUCAUGCCAGCUCUUUCGACGGACUUGAGGGCAUUGCAUGUGACAGCGCCGACGAUGGACAGACAAUGGCUGGCAGGACUGCGGGUGACUGGGAUGUAGUCCUUGGCAUGCUUCGGUUGGGGCCAUACCCGCCCCCGCUGAUCGACAUCUCCGGCCCCGAGGAACUAUGGACAGACAAGUUCGACAGUGUUCCGAUCCUUGCCAGCGACCUGGAAUCAAGCGUCGCCUCACCGUUGGAUGACCCGUCGGAACCACGGUGCUUGGAGAUUUUAGAGGCAAAGCCCGAGUCUGUGCAGGAACACAUCAACGCCGUCCUGGGCUUCAACACCUUUCGCCGACUUGGGCAGGUGGUGCAAGAGGCAGCUCCCUCAGAGCUUGAGGCAGAGCGGCGCGAGGCGAGUGCACCCGCUGGACUGCAGGAGCUGCAUGAGCGGGCAUUGGAGGCCCUGAAGGCCGCAGUGCAGCGGCGGGCUGCAGAGGCCAUUGCCAGGGCGUGGGAUCGAGAGGAAAAGUAUGCUGAGACACCGGCGGCUGCGGGGGUGCCACAAGCAAGCCCGCAGCUUUCCGUGACGUCGGUGACGACUGGAACGCCCUCGUCUUCUCAGUCUGAGGUCGGCAGCAAUGGCGGAAUAGAGGAGGACACUGCAUGGGAGGACCAUGUCCAUUCGCAAAUUCGCUGGGCCGCAGAGGCAGCGAAGUUCCGUCAGGACGACUCCGCAGUACCCUGGGUGGAGGCACUUCGGGGAGUGGGCCCUCCGGGCCAGUUCGAGGUGAACACAGCUCAGGUUCGGGCUGCAGAAUACUUCCAGGAGCAGCAAAU